AUGGAUAAACUAUAUAUCACCCGUAUAAAAUUGGAUAAAUCAACUCAAAAAAAAAUUCCCGAUAAUAGACGUAUACAACCCGAUUAUACGCUACUUGAAAAUGGCUUUGAAAAUAUGGUAUUAUAUAAACGUAUGCACUUUAUUUGUUACUGA
Molecule: messenger RNA, 153 nt
Organism: Cetraspora pellucida
Lineage: Eukaryota; Fungi; Glomeromycota; Glomeromycetes; Diversisporales; Gigasporaceae
Source: the annotation of a GenBank genome assembly